This is a messenger RNA of Magnolia sinica, 986 nucleotides long. Its product is annotated as putative germin-like protein 2-1. Gene Ontology annotation, cellular component: cell wall. The transcript is spliced from 2 exons. The record is from RefSeq and is a predicted model, not a curated record. Gene Ontology annotation, molecular function: manganese ion binding. The coding region runs from base 195 to 854 and encodes 219 amino acids. NCBI's taxonomy places the organism in Eukaryota, Viridiplantae, Streptophyta, Magnoliopsida, Magnoliales, Magnoliaceae.
CUUGGAUUUGAAAAAAUAACAAUAAAUAAACCUUCAUUGCUUCUAAAGUAAUAAGACCAUUUCAGUGAUAAACAUUUCCUUAACUCUAUAAAUACUAGCUUAAUCUUCUUACAAAACCCACAGCCAAAAAACACUCAUUAUAAGAUUCAGGGUUUCCUAGCUUAGAUACAUAAACACUCCCAAAUAUUUUCAAGAUGGCCACUGGCUUUCUUCUCCUAACAUUCCUUGCAUUCAGUUUCUCAAUUGCCGCUGCAUCCGACCCCAGCCCUUUACAGGAUUUCUGUGUUGCUUUGAACAACAGCGAAGUGUUGGUGAAUGGAUUUGUGUGCAAGGACCCAAAGGAAGUUAAAGCUGAUGACUUCUUCUUCAUGGGACUGGACAAACCAGGCAACACGGAUAACAAGGUUGGGUCCGUUGUGACCCCAGUGAAUGUAGCACAGAUACCUGGACUCAACACCCUCGGCGUCUCCCUGGCUCGGAUAGAUUUUGCACCCUAUGGUCUCAAUCCACCCCACACACACCCGCGGGCCACAGAGAUCCUAACAGUAUUGGAGGGCACCCUCUACGUCGGAUUCGUCACUUCCAACACUGAAAAUCGCUUCAUAACAAAGACCCUUCAUAAAGGCGAUGUGUUUGUCUUCCCAGAAGGCCUCAUUCACUUCCAGUUUAACAUUGGCGACACCAAUGCCAUAGCCAUUGCAGGAUUUGGCAGCCAGAACCCAGGAACCAUCACCAUUGCAAAAGCUGUGUUUGGAUCAAAUCCGCCCAUCUCAGAUGAUGUUCUUGCCAAGGCAUUCCAAGUUGACAAGAAAAUAGUUGAUUAUCUCCAAGCGCAGUUUGCAAUGAAAAACUAGAGCACGCUCCCUUACAAUAAACUCCCUCAGUAAUUUAUGGUGUAUCCAGAUAUAAUUCUUUACUUACGUAAAUGUUUGAAUAAAAUGGGAGUAGUGCAACGUAUUUGUUUUUAUCUGUCUUUUGUUUUCUUU